Apodemus sylvaticus (European woodmouse) is the source of this 1149-nucleotide messenger RNA. It is a transcript of the gene Rnf133, whose product is annotated as ring finger protein 133. The coding region runs from base 1 to 1149 and encodes 382 amino acids. The transcript has a single exon. The record is from RefSeq and is a predicted model, not a curated record. NCBI's taxonomy places the organism in Eukaryota, Metazoa, Chordata, Mammalia, Rodentia, Muridae.
AUGAAUCCUCUUCAGACGGGUACUUGGCAAAACAAUGCUCCAUCUUUCUGGCUUCUGAAAUUCAGUUUUAUCUGGCUCUUCAGUCAGAACUGUUGUAUGGCAAGCGCAGUUUGGACUGCGUACAUGAACAUAUCAUUUCAUGUGGGGAACCGCAUGCUGUCAGAGCUGGGGGAAACCGGGGUCUUCGGCAGAAGCUCCAUUUUGAAGAGAGUAGCAGGAGUUGUUGUGCCACCAGAGGGAAAAAUUCAAAAUGCCUGUAAUCCCAAUACCAGUUUCAUCCUGCCACGGAAUAAAGAGCCGUGGAUUGCACUCAUUGAACGAGGAGGUUGUGCCUUUACACAGAAAAUUAAGGUGGCAUCGGAAAAAGGAGCCAGAGGAGUGAUCAUUUAUAACUUUCCAGGUACUGGCAACCAGGUUUUCCCCAUGUCUCACCAGGCCUUUGAAGACAUCGUUGUAGUUAUGAUUGGUAAUGUCAAAGGAAUGGAAAUUUUGCAUUUAAUUCGGAAAGGAGUUCAUGUUACAGUCAUGGUGGAGGUGGGAAGAAAACAUGUCAUCUGGCUGAAUCACUAUUUUGUCUCCUUCAUGAUCGUCACGACCGCCACAUUAGCAUAUUUCACCUUUUAUCAUAUCCGGAGACUUUGGGUGGCAAGAAUUGAGGACAGGAGAUGGAAGCGAUUAACCAGAGAGCUCAAGAAAGCUUUUGGGCAGCUGCAAGUUCGAGUCUUGAAAGAGGACGACGAGGAAGUCAAUCCGAAUGCGGAUAGCUGUGUCAUCUGCUUUGAAGCCUAUAAGCCCAAUGAAAUAGUUCGUAUUCUCACUUGCAAACACUUUUUCCACAAGAAUUGCAUUGACCCCUGGAUCCUAGCCCAUGGCACGUGCCCCAUGUGCAAAUGUGACAUUCUGAAAGCUCUGGGGAUUCAGAUGGACAUUGAGGAUGGAACAGACUCUCUGCAGAUUCUGAUGUCAAAUGAACUGCCUGGAACUUUUACACCUGUGGAAGAAGAGACAACGAGUGAGCUGCCUCCUGCCCGAACAGCAAGCAAAGGGGCCCACGUGCAGGAGCACCCGACUUCGUCCGUGGAUGCUGGCAGCCAGCCUCCCGAAGCAGUGGAAACCGGUCAUUCUUCACUUGGACAGCGUGACCUUUGA